AUGCUACUGAAACUUGCGUUAUUAUUUUUCAUAGAAGUUACUAGCCAUGAAAUUUUCAAAUUACCCGGCCAGAAUUUCAAUUUUGAUUCAAAACAAUUUGCAGGAUAUUUGAAUGUGACAGAUUCAAAGAGAAUGUUUUAUUGGUUAGUUUUUCUUUGAGCUUUUUCACAACGAAUCAUGUAGUUUCUUUCAAUUAUAAAAAAGUUCAGGCUUGCUGAAUCGGAAAACAAUGUGACAACAGAUCCUUUGAUUUUUUGGUUCAAUGGAGGCCCUGGAUGUUCGUCAUUAACAAGUUUAUUUUUAACUGGUCCCUUCAACAUAGAUUCGUUGGGAAGAGUAUUGAGCAAAAGUGAAUAUUCUUUCACAAAACUUGGAUCAAUUGUGUACAUCGAAUCUCCAAGUCCAGUUGGAUUCUCAUAUUCGACUGAUCACUCUGACCCAUUUUUAGAUCAAAUGACUGCUCAAGAUAAUUAUAAAGCAAUCAAAUCGUUUUUUCAAGUGGGUAUGCUUGGAAACUAUUCAAAAAUUGUUUUUUUUUCAGGAGUAUCCACAAUUCAAAAAUCAUGAGGUAUUUUUGACCGGAAUUUCUUAUGCUGGAAUAUAUGUUCCGAUGUUAGCUAGAAAAAUUAUUGAUAAUCAGAGAAAUUUCAAAAUUAAUCUGAAGGUGGGGAAUGUUUUUCGUUUAUUCUCUCUUAUCUUACGAUUCUCUCGUCGGGAAAUACAAAUAUUUUCAGGGAAUCGCUCUUGGUGGACCUCUUUUGAGCGAAGAGCUAAGAGUGAAAUCAGGUUUAGAGUACAGUUAUUCACAUGGAAUAAUUGAUGAAGAUGUUUAUCGGGAUAUUCUUGAAAACUGCUGUAAUAACAAUCUGGAGAAUUGCAAUUUGAACUAUAAUAUUAGUGUAAACCUUUAACAGAUAACAUUUAUUUUCUUCAUCACCCUGAACUGAAUGUUUAUCAAAUCGAUAAAAAAUGUGAGCAAUCACCGGAUAAAAGCUCGCCAAAUUCUUGUGGAUUCAAACGGGAUUCGAUUAUGGAAAGUUAUUUCAAUCAAAAUGAAACAAGAGAAAUAUUGAGAAUUCCUGACGAAGUUGGAAAAUGGGAACGAUGUCGAGAUUUGAUGUAUUUUCCUCCAUCAGAUGACAUUGAUGAACAUAUCAAACAAGCAAUAAAUAAUGAUGUUAAAGUUCUGUUAUAUUUUGGAGAUAUGGAUAUGGUUUGUCCUUUUUCACAUGGACAAAGAUUUGUGGAGAAUUUAGGAAUUGAAGUGAGUUUUUUCUUGAGAGAAAUUUCACAUUAUUUAUUUUUUGUUUAGGAAAUUGAGAAUGGUCUAAUCACAAGAAAAGAUCAAGAAAUUAUUGGAAAAUACACAUCAUACAAAAAUCUGGAUUUUAUGGUUUUCAAAAAUGCUGGACAUUAUUUGGGAGCCACCUAUCUAGAGAGUCAAUUUGAACUUCAUCGGAAUUUUUUUAAAUAUCAAAAGUUGAAUGUUUUGUAA
Caenorhabditis angaria is the source of this 1495-nucleotide messenger RNA. The record is from the annotation of a GenBank genome assembly. Lineage: Eukaryota; Metazoa; Nematoda; Chromadorea; Rhabditida; Rhabditidae.